Bolinopsis microptera is the source of this 2810-nucleotide messenger RNA. RefSeq lists its product as uncharacterized. The transcript has 2 exons. The record is from RefSeq and is a predicted model, not a curated record. Gene Ontology annotation, cellular component: nucleus. Bases 32 to 2479 code for a protein of 815 amino acids. Gene Ontology annotation, molecular function: histone deacetylase activity, NAD-dependent; NAD+ binding. Lineage: Eukaryota; Metazoa; Ctenophora; Tentaculata; Lobata; Bolinopsidae.
UUUAGGGAAGCAAAUAGUGGUUGAAAAUGUGAUGCCUCCAUACCAGCAUCCAUAUUCAAAAAAUUUGCUAAAUGAUCCAAUGAAGAAUGGAUGUCACCUUGAAAGAAUAAAAUCUGGAAAACGAAACGGCAGCAUUUCAACUACAUCAAGCCAAGUCUCCAAGAAGUCAUGUACUUACACAGACCCACUUCAACGGUUUGCUUCAUUCCUUAAGAACAGAAAGUGCAAGGAUAUAAUUAUAAUGGCUGGUGCAGGCAUCUCUACUGCCAGUGGAAUACCAGACUUCAGGUCUCCUGGCACCGGACUUUACUACAAUACCAAGAAGUAUAACGUUUCUAAUCCUACUGAUGUUUUUGACUUGAAAUAUUUCAACCGAAAUCCCAACCCUUUUUUAGAUAUUAUCCGUGAUUUUAUUAGGAGUGAAAAACAGCCCAACUCUAUUCAUAAAUUCUGUAAAACGUUGGAGUCACAUGGAGUGCUGUUGCGAAUGUACACACAAAAUAUUGAUGGCUUGGAAAAGAAAUGUGGUAUAUCCUCCACUAAGCUAGUUGAGGCUCACGGCACUCUGGAGUCAGCUUCUUGCUGUAAGUGUUUUGCUCCUCACUCUCCAUCUUGGACUGAAAAGAUGAUUUUAGCACACAAAGUGCCAUCAUGUCGAAGAAAGAGUUGCUCUGGAUAUGUUAAACCGGAUGUCGUCAUGUUUGGUGAAGAACUUCCUAAAAAGUUUUAUCUUUACCCGAAAGAUUUUCAAAAAUGUGAUCUUUUGAUUAUCAUGGGAACAUCAUUGAAUGUUGAACCUUUCUCGGAAUUGGUUGAUGCUGUACCCAGAAAAUGUCCCAGAGUUCUACUCAACAGGGAUGCUGUUGGACCAUUUGCUGAUUCACGUCGGAAAAAUGACAUCUUCGUCCCUGGAGAUAUAUUGGAGUCAUUGAAACAAGUCAUUAAAUUGGCAGGGUGGAAUAAAACUAAAAACUCGGAUGACGAUUGUAGUUCUUCAGAGAGCAGUGCUUCGGAGACAGAAAGCAAAACUUGGGCAAGCACAAGAAACUUCCGUGAGAUGGCCACGGAGAAGAACUACAAACCGCCUGAGUCUGUGUGUUUACCAAACAGCGUCAUCAGAAAAUCUUCUCAGCACCAACUUGUAAACAAGAUGUCCCUUUUAUCUGUUGAAAGUACCAAAACUGCGAAGACUAUAUCUCGUCGAUCUGUUUCUGCUCCAAUUCCAAAGACUGAGCUAAAAGCCUCUGAGCAGACCAUCCCUACUGAGAUUUCGGGUAAUAGUACUGAUAGUCUGUCUCCUUUGUCAGGGUGUAGUGAGAAGAGUGUUGGCACAUCUGUAUCUAACGAGAACAGUUAUAACAAAUAUUGCGAUGAAAGUGAUAAUAAUAUAACGGUGGAAACAACGAUGAGCAGCAGGGGACAGCAGAAAUCGGAUGAAGUUCCUUUCAGCUGUAUAUCAGGGUGUACUACAGGCUUAAGUGAUUCACCCAAAACCUUAGAAUGGGCAUCAACCACUGUGCAAAGGGAUCCUCCACAUUCCUCACUAAAUCCUAAUUUACCACAACAAUCUAACCAAGGUACAGAGUUAAAAGCUUCGAACUGUCUCAUUAGCCCUGUUAUUCAGUUGAAUGGUGAUACCACAUCAGUUUCUUUAAAGGAAAAAAAUGCUGAAGUGAAAGAACCGUUAGGGUGUACUGACGACAAUGCUAAAGAAGAUCCGUCAUUCAUGACAAUGAACGUGUUGCCAAACCACGCUAAAAUAAACCACAAUAACUCCUCUAGUACUAGGGUAAAUAACCUCUCAGAGAGGAGGUCUGCUCCUCCAGACACACAGCCGGAUUUAAGGUAUCCUUUCAGCAGUGCUGUACAGAGAGUUAACAGAAAACCAGUUCAAGCAAAGCCUCUUUAUAACCAAAGGAGAUUUGUCCAGUUGAAGGAGUCUAAUAACAAAUUUACGAGAACCUCUAGUAAAGCUAAUGGAAUAACUCGAAGAAAAGCAUCUAAAACUCAGAUUGCCAAAAGCGUUAAAAAGAGUACUGGUGGGCAUGAGGAGCACCAGUCGUACAGUGACCUUCUAUACUCGGAAACAUCUGACAUAUUUAAAAAGGAGUUCAAUGUUUUCCUGACCAGUGAAAAAGCAGAAACCAUCAAGUCUCUUUGCUCCAACACUAAACCCUCUACUCGCCACAAACAAAAAUCAGGCCGGAGAAAUGACACUGUAGUAUCACCUUUUAGUUCGUACAAAAAAUCGAACGAAGCUGUUCAGUCAAAGUUGCAGAAAGAAACUGUACCAUCUACCGUUAGUCCAUGGAAACUAUCUACCGGCACACAAAACAGAAGGCAAUUGAAGGAAAUUUCAGGUUUAAGGAAAGAAGACUCUGGAAAAAUGCCCAAGAAACAAAUAGUGCUUCACUCCAGACCUUUCCUAAAAUUCAAAAGGACUGAUCGAGAUGCUUUUCAGUGGAAGGAGAGGCGAUGAUUUGGGAAGUUGAAAGCGUAAAAUUUAUAGUUUUGUACAUUUCGUAGUAUUUAAGUAUUUUGUAAACUUUUGAUAUUAUGUUGCUAUAUGUUACUAGUGUUGCUAGAUGAUUGACAUGAUUAAGCUCUUCAGCUCAAACAGAAUGUGAUCAAUAGAGUAAUAAACUCAAAAUAUUAUUAACAUUAACCGAUAAUUAAUAAUUAUCUCAUGAUUUGACUGCUUAAAGCUUACCUUAUUUCCUUUGACCGUGUUGAGAUCGGAAUUAUGAUAAUUACUAACGUGUCUAGUGUCUACUGUAUUGUCUACUGUAUUGUCUACUGUAUUGUCUACU